This is a messenger RNA of Acanthochromis polyacanthus (spiny chromis), 2439 nucleotides long. RefSeq names its product R-spondin 4 (gene rspo4). The transcript has 5 exons. The record is from RefSeq and is a predicted model, not a curated record. Lineage: Eukaryota; Metazoa; Chordata; Actinopteri; Pomacentridae. The coding region runs from base 306 to 1049 and encodes 247 amino acids.
UCUCAGCUCUGCUCACCUCGACUCUCCGGUGCUCCUCUUUUGUUGUUUAUGGUCUCCCACCUCCUCGUCUUCAGCCCUAAAUCAUCUGAAACAGGACAAAGGAGAAGAGGGUUUCUUCCUCUGUCUUCCCUCUCCUCUUGCUGCCCUGGGCCCCGAAAGAUUACCUCUCUAUCCUAAACCCACUGUCUUUUCCCCCUUUCUUCCUCUUUGCGCCUCACCGUGGAACUUCUCAAACCUGCCACCCUCUGGAGUCCUUGCAGAUGUCCGCAGCCUGGCGCUGAACCGGGCGCUUGCCAGCAGCCCAGAUGCAUUCGCGACUCCUUGUGAUGUCCUUGAUAUGUGAGGUGAUCAGGAUGGGGUCCGGCGGCAUGCAGAAGCAAAGCGCUCACAGAGAGACAUCAGAGGACUGCCGGAGCUGUCUGGAGUGUUCCCGCGACAACGGCUGCGUCCGUUGCCCCGAGAGACUCUUCCUGUUCCUGCAGAGGGAUGGGAUUUCUCACCACGGAACCUGCCUUCACGCCUGCCCGGCUGGACACUACGGCCAGAGAGGGAAGGACAUCAACCGCUGCAUGAAGUGCCGCUCUGUGGACUGCGAUCAUUGCUUCAGUCGAGACUUCUGCACCAAAUGUAAACCUGGUUUCCAGCUGCACAAAGGCAAAUGUCUGAGCCGCUGCCCAGAGGGAACCUUCGCCCAUCAAUCGGACUGCCUCGAGGACUGUCUGUUGGCUCCGCUGGGAGAAUGGAGCGCGUGGAGCGUCUGCCUCCGUGACGGCGCCACCUGUGGGUUCAGGUGGGGGAAGCAGACCAGGACCAGGGGGGGCGGCCAGAGAAUGCCUGAGGAGAAACCGGCAUCUAUCUGCCCGAAUCACAGCGAGACACAGAGGUGCCGGAUGAAGAAAAAGUGUCCCACAGAAAGAAGAAAGAAUAAAAAAGGAGGGCUUGGAAGAAAAAGGGAAAGAAAACGACUACGGCUGCUCGCCAGCGACAACGUUGGAAACUCAGCGAACGGAACAACAGACGGCGCCGACGCCGAGCACCAAGAGCCCUGAAGAAGAGACGGACCAACCACCAAACACCUAAAAAGAAAAACAGAAAUCUGUGACCAAAUCACUGCUUCCAAUUAACCCCAAACUUCACUAAAAACACACUGCCGGACACCGCAGCCUUCUUUACUGGAAGCUUAAUAAAAAUUAUGAGUAAGAAAUUCCUCUGCUGAAUGACUGACGAAUGUAACCGAUGAGUCAAAGUUCCCACCAAAGAGAGUGUCGCUAACUUGGUGUUAGCCGAUAAAUAAAUCUCCCUUCAUCAGGCCUCAAUGCAUAUUUUAGACUUGAGUGUUUAAUAGAAGUUGAAUUAAAUCAAAAAUGCCACCCAACAUCUCUGUUCCAUUCACAGAUCUCAUCCCGUUUGAUUUUCUCACCUACAACUUGCUCAGUUCCAGUGUUGAUGAAGCAGCAAUGACAUUUAUAGUUCCUCAGUCUGCUUUUCAAAAAGAUGAGCAUGAAUUAGUCAUCUUGGCAGUCAUCGAUUGUGUUUCAAAAAAAAUAAAAUAAAAUAAAAAACUACAAAACUUUCUGGAAAAUGUCAUGACAUCAAGGAAAGACAUGAUGGAGAAUUUAUAAGUGCAGAUGAGAAGACAGGAAGAAACCGACGGACAUUUUUAUCUCCUUUCCUUUCAUCGAGGUUGGCUCAGUGUCCGAUGCUAAAUGCCAACAACCACAAGAAAGGAAGUACUGAAGCAUCUUUCUUCUGUGUUUAAAGCAGGGAUGCACAUUUUAGAUUCAAACUGUUUUAGUAACUGAUAGCCAGUCAUGUUAUCAAUCAAUUAGCAAUGGAUAAUUUUAUUAAAACAAAGAUACCUGUUGCCCACUAAAUUCCCACAAUGCAGACGGUAUAGUGUAUCUGCAGCAGAGGAAGCUGCAGUUUUAGGACCAGAUCAAAGACUCUCGUACGUUGCAACAGCGCCACUUACCAACUACUAAAAUGCACAACUUCCAGUUUAACAGGUUUACGCCACCCAAAAUAUAAUGUUUUUUGUUGUUUUUCAAAGGUUUGUUAGACCCAAAAUCCAGUUUUAAAAAUUUUAUUCCACUCACAUAGCCCUUUCCAACAAACAGGCUGUAGUUUAAAAGGUUUAUUCUACAGUACUAUCUUACUAACAAGAUGUAAUUUUAAGCGUUUAUUGCACCAAAAAUUCUUUUGGUAUGGUUUUAAAGAAUUAUUCCACCUAAAAUACCAGUUUCCGUCCAAGUACUUCAAGCUUUACAGAGUCAUUCCACCCCAGUAUUACUUUUUAACGAACACGUUGUGGUUUUAGUGGUUUAUUUUACUCAAAAUACAACUUUCUGCCCAAGUAAAUGAAAGUUUUAAAGAUUUAGCCCACUCAAAAGUACUUUUUAACAAAGAAGUUAUGGUUUAAAUGGUUUAUUUUAACCAAAG